GGCACGCCAGGCAGCAGCAGCAACGAAAGAGAGUGAGUGAGAGAGAGAGAGAGAAAGAGAGAUAAAGAGGGAAAAGGGUGAGCAGCGAGCUGUGAGAGAGAAGAGACUGGUCCGUAUCGUGUGUCUCUCGCACUCUCUCAAGGCGAACACUUCGUUACUUUAGUCUGUGUUUCGCUGCCAAAAAGUGAACUUGGUAUCUCUUCUUGCUAGAGCGCGUGUGUGUUAUAUAUGUGCGAUCUCGAAAACUUAUAAAUAAUUAUUGUUAAUUUUAUUUCGCGAAACAAGUGUAUAUACGGAGUGCGUGUGUGAAUGUAAGAAAACAAAAGCCGUCCAUUCAAUGACCACGAGGCCAAGGUGUCGAAGAUAGUUUUCUGUUUUUAUUACUUUUUUCGCCAGUGUUUUUGUGCGUGCACGCCGCAGCGGUUCUAUAUAGUGCAGUGCGUGCGUAUUUAUCGAAGACGCCAGUGGUGUCUACGAGAGAGAGAGAGAUAGAUAGAGUGAAAGUAAAGCGCCGGUUUCAGAUCCACUGUGAACCCAGCAGUUUGACAGUGACUUCGAGAAACUGAACGACACAAGAAGCUUUCAAGAAUGUUGAGGCCUUGCUUGGCUAGUCCAGUUGCUUCCCAUGAGGAAUGAUAGGAUGCAAGAGGGCAGCACCGCGGUGGCGUUAGCCAUGGUGACCCCGGGUUACGAUCAGGACCCUGCAACGGGGGUCGCCGAUUACGCCAGCCAUCAAGAUCAAGCGCAAUUCGAAGCCGACAAGCGCGCCGUUUACAAGCACCCCCUCUUCCCCCUGCUCGCCUUGCUGUUCGAGAGAUGCGAGCAAGCCACGCAGUCGUCCGACAAUUCUACCUCCGAGUCGUUCAAUAUGGACAUACAGGCUUUCGUGCAGCACCAAGAGAGAGAUCGCAAGCCUUUCCUCAUCAAUGACCCCGAGAUCGACGGUCUGAUGAUCAAAGCCAUCCAGGUGUUGCGGAUUCACCUGCUGGAGCUGGAGAAAGUACAAGAGCUGUGCAAAGACUUCUGCAAUCGUUACAUCACGUGUUUAAAGGGCAAAAUGCAAAGCGAGAAUUUAUUACGCAGCGAUUAUGGUCAUCACGGUCACGAUGGACUCGCGCCGUCGAGUGGCAGCAAUGGCAGCAGUCCACUGCAGGUGCUGUCAUCUACAGGCAAUGAUGUUGAGUCGGGAGCUAACGGACUCCGAGUGAGCGACGAAUCAUCGUUAUCCCAUCACCCGAGGCCCUCGGAUCCACUGGCCUUCGAGUCGCACCAACAGCAGCAGCAUCAGCAGCAGCUGCUGCGACCGUCGUCGGGUUCCAGAUCAUCGUCUUCCAUUGACGCUCGGCAUCAUCGCUCGCCGUCCGAUCUUGAUGAUCAUCGGUCUGUCAGUCCAGCUGUUCAUGGAGGCACGCCACUUUCGCAGAUUGGAGCACAUCCGGCGCCCGUUAACGACAUGUAUCUUGGACAAGACAUCACUGUUGCAGGCUCCCCUUCGUCUAUGCAGAGCGAAGAUGACGAGGAUGCUUAUAGCGUCGCUGCUGGGGUUGGCGUCGGCGCGCUUUCAGCCCGCAAGCCAAAGCCCAAGCGAGGCGUCCUUCCCAAACACGCUACCAAUAUUAUGCGCGCUUGGCUCUUUCAGCAUUUAGUGCAUCCAUACCCAACGGAGGAUGAGAAGCGCACCAUAGCCAGCGAGACGAAUCUAACGUUGUUGCAGGUGAAUAAUUGGUUUAUAAACGCGCGUCGACGCAUACUGCAGCCAAUGCUUGACGGUGCCAAUACGACCGAUAUUGGGGCCAUACCGGUGGCCACAACCGCGCCAACGCCACCACCACAAAUACGUAAUUUCAGCGGAAAAAGUCGACCCAAGUCCAAGACCAAUUCUAAGAAUUUGCAGCAGGGUGAUUGGCAAUCCGAAGACUCCGGUAGUGAAUACAAUGGCUCGAGCGAUGGAGAGGGUGCUUAUACCGGUCUCGACGGUAUCGAACAACACAGCCGUGAUGACUACGAAGACAGUGAGGAUGGUGGCAUCGAUAUCGAUGAAACGAAGCCUUUCGUCCACUGACCACGACGAACAAUCAUUUCCCUGUAUUCAUCUCAACUCUUCUCCUCAUCGUCCAUCAUCCUGUUCAGUAUUAAGGUAUCCGAGGCUAGUUUUCGCUUUAACUGUCACAUAAGUAAAAGCCGUACUCACAAAACUCAUAAUGAUGAUCAGAGAUCUUUCAAAAGAACCUCCAGUGUGCGUUUAAACUCUAGGCUAUUACUCGGCCAACAGAGUUCUAUAGAUUUUUCCAAGUAUACUUCUUCUAAUUGAAUACGAACCUCGUGCAUGGCAGUACGUUUGUUGCAUACAUUGAAAAUUUAUUUCAUUCGUUGAAGUGUUUUUUUUCCUAUUAUUUUGCAACAAUACUGGUUUGCGGUGGUAAGGCAAGCAUUUUACUAAUAAAUGAAAUCAAUGUACUUGUUAUUUUUUACUUUGUUUAAAUGAACGUGCUGCCAAAAAUUUAGAAAUUCUUCAUUAACUAAGAUGUAAGAUGUAACAGCAAAAAGCGCCUUGUACUAUGAAAAUAAUAAAAAAGAAGAUACUAGUAACAACUACGCUUUAAAAAUUGCUGAUAUACUCGAUCUUCGAAUAAAAUACUGUUAUACCUUCGUUCGACUGUGUUCAACAUACAUCGAGGUGUAUUUUUCUUCCUCGACGACUUGUACAGUUAUUUGCAUUUUCGCCAUCAUUACGCUCUCGAUAUUAUUGUAUGCGUAAUAGUCACACGUUUAAGUAUGCAGAUUUAUCUUUGUUUCUAUAUCUAAAAAAGUUAUACAAUAGUCUUUCGAUAAACAAUAUAUAUUUCUUCCAGAAUAAUUUUUUCUAAAAAUAGUAAAUCACUCUGUUUCUACUAUUGUGAGUUACAUUUUUCUCACAAGUUGCACAUUAUUUUUCUUGUGCAUCGUGGAUUGAAGAUGAGUCUAAUGGAUCUCAAUUGAACUUGAUAUAACGAUACAUAACCUAAAGGAGAGUUUAUUUUUUGUCUCGCUAUAGAUCUAAAGAAAAAGAUACUUCUAAAUGUAGUCUCACUUCCGCUUCAGAUAAUAUGACAGACCUCAAUUUUACAUACACACAUACAAGUUCCUAAAAGUCUCUUCAUUUUACAGUCAAGUACAAGCUUAUCAACUUGUAGAGUAUAUGUGCAUGACUUUUUUGACUACGCAGUAUGUAGUUGUACAAAAUUGUAUACAAAUAAUUUAAGACAGCUAUACUAUGCAAUUAUUCUUUUUAUGAUUCACAUUGUAAAUGGUAUAUACAUAUACCUCGUACCCUAGUUUUCGGUUACGUAUACCUCAUUAAGAUUUUUACCCACUGUCAAACCAUCAAUCAAACACCAAAUAACUAAGAGAAAUAGAUGAUGCCAUACAGUAAUAAUUAUAUCACCCUGAUUGUGCCAUUUGAAUAUUGAGGAAUGUCUCUCUUCUUUGACGAUACUCAUAACAAAAAAAGUGCUAUCCCUCCAAGAUACAGUAACAUGACGCAAGUGGAAUAAAACAAAUUAUGUAUGGUUCAAUGUAUAAAUAAAAAAAGAAAUCAAUUUGUCUACGUGUAAGUGACUUACUUUUGUUUCUGAUGUUCAAAUUUCAACCGUGUGUAUCGUAAACUCUCUCGCUCGAGAAUUCCUCGACUACUUAUACGUAAUUAGAGCGAUAAGGUGUAUAUGUACUUAUGAUUUUAUGUAGACCUAACUAGACUUCGCAGCUUGUACAUGAUUAUAUAGAAAAGAGAGAGAGGGAGAGAGCGGGCAAGCAUUGAUAAUCAUACAUAAUUUUGUGGCGCUAAGAAUUAUAAACGACAGAAGAAAGAAAAUUAAGGAUUCAAAAAAUGUCAAAGUAUCGGUAUAUAUUAUAUUGAUAAAACGGCUACUCAAAAUUUAUUGAAGUAUAUAUACAUAUUAAUGAUUAUAUUUUUAAACUCUAAGUGUCGUCUUUUGUGCCGUGUGCCCGGAAGCUAUAACGUCGUUAAUGCGGAAAAUUUUCAAAAAAUAAAUCAAGUGUAUUUCUUCUGGCUUCUUCGGUGCAUUGCUGUAAAUAUUAUACAUUCAAUAUUGUCACUAUUAACUCGCGGUAUUGAGGAAGAUAAAUAAAAAGAACUUUUAACUUUGAAUAUUUACGUCGAACGAGAAACAAAUAAAAAUGUAUCCAUUAUCUAUUAAGGAAAAAAGGUCACGUUAUAAAAUUCAAAUAUGAAAUGACAGAACCUGCUGAACUCACAUUUUUUAUACGAAAGAUAUAUUCAUACGAUUUUUUAAGUUACGUUAUGUUUUGGCUUUGUUUAAAUUUAUGAACUAUAUUUUUUGACUAUGCUAUUAUCUGAUUUUAUAUUUAUAUUACGGAUUGCGUACUAAUUUGUACUAUUCUUGAAUAGAUUUAUACAAUUGAUUUGCUGAAUAUAAAGAUUUGAUUGAAAAAUGAAGCUAAAGAGAAAAAAAUCGAUCAACGAUAAAAACGGAUUUGUUCCUCUUUUACAUAGUAAUAAAUAGAGUAAAGUGAACUAAAUGAUACUUAUUGCAACCAAUUCCCUUUUGUACAGUUCAAAGAUAAAGAUUGACAAGAAAGAAACAGUCGUCUACCUUAUUUCUUAAACUAUGUACUUGAAGCGAUAAAAGUCAUGAAAUAAAAUAAAAAUCAGUCGAUAUCCCAUCGACGAACAGCAAUAAGCAAGUGGAAAAAUAGCGUGUAAGGAAAAGGUUUAAAAAAAUUGAAUAAAUAAACGAAAUAAGAAAUCGUUGUGCGUAGCAAAGCUCUCAUAUACGACUGGAAUAAGUGACGAACGAAGAAAAGGAAACUUUAGUUGAUAAGGUCUAAACGGUAGAAUUGUAAGAGGUAGGUUUUAAGGCUGAACCACGUAUACGUAUGUGCUGCGGCACCAGGCGACUGUGAUAAACUCGGUGGGCGGUGCCCAGCCUCCUACUUCAUAAUAAUAAUUGUAUACUUAAAACGAUAAAAAAAUAUGAAACAAAAUGUAAAAGAAGUGACAAACAAAAAAAUUAAUUUGACGCAAAACAUUUGCCGCUACAUAAUUCUUAGUGUGAGGGUUUAGAAUUAGAUGAUCAAAAGAAUAAUGUUCUGAG
Phymastichus coffea is the source of this 5114-nucleotide messenger RNA. Its product is annotated as homeobox protein PKNOX1-like. Gene Ontology annotation, molecular function: DNA-binding transcription factor activity, RNA polymerase II-specific; RNA polymerase II cis-regulatory region sequence-specific DNA binding. Lineage: Eukaryota; Metazoa; Arthropoda; Insecta; Hymenoptera; Eulophidae. The transcript has 7 exons. Gene Ontology annotation, biological process: regulation of transcription by RNA polymerase II. The record is from RefSeq and is a predicted model, not a curated record. The coding region runs from base 626 to 2062 and encodes 478 amino acids.